AUGCCUGAACUGGAAACACAUUCAUCACCAGACGAGCUACCUGACACUGCUGUAUUAGAGGAUCUUGUCCAGGCAGGCGCGGACCGUGAACAGAGCCCCCUGAUGCAAGACGGGACUCAGACUACUGCCACAACUGCAGAUGGUGGGCGAGGUGGACUUGGAUGUCCGUCGGAGCACCAGGGAAGUGCCAACACCUCAGGAGCAGCGCCAAGUCCAUCCAUAAUACUUGAUACUGCCUGCUCAUCCAGUGCCUAUGCACUAGAAAAAGCUACCUCCAGCAUUUACAAUGGAUCAUGUGAUGCAGCAGUGGUUGUGGGCUCUAGCCUGCUACUUAACCCUCUUUAUUCAUCAAUGCUACAGCUCGUCAAUGCAAUAAGUCAACGAGGCAGUUGCAGCAGUUUUGAUGAAGCAGCUGAUGGAUAUCUAAGAAGUGAAGCAGUAGCAGCAAUAUUUCUUCAAAAAUCGGAUGUUGCUUAUCGUCAUUAUGCUGAAAUUGUGGCUAUUGGCACAAACACUGAUGGCCAUAAAACCACAAGCAUAUCUCAUCCAUCAAGAGAAAUGCAGUUACGUUUGUUUGAGGAGACCUACCGAUCAGCUGCUAUUGACCCAGCAAGUGUGGAUUAUAUUGAAGCCCAUGGGACAGGCACGAAGGGCAGGUGAUUGAGGCUUUGCCAUUCAGCACUUCAACAUUUCAUGUGAGGUUAUACUGGUAGCACCAACUUUCAUCCCCAGCAAUAAUCAUCGACAGAAGUGUGGGAUCAUGUCUG
This is a messenger RNA of Schistocerca americana (American grasshopper), 767 nucleotides long. Its product is annotated as fatty acid synthase-like. Gene Ontology annotation, biological process: fatty acid biosynthetic process. NCBI's taxonomy places the organism in Eukaryota, Metazoa, Arthropoda, Insecta, Orthoptera, Acrididae. The coding region runs from base 1 to 660 and encodes 219 amino acids. Gene Ontology annotation, cellular component: cytoplasm. Gene Ontology annotation, molecular function: fatty acid synthase activity. The transcript is spliced from 5 exons. The record is from RefSeq and is a predicted model, not a curated record.